This is a messenger RNA of Chlamydomonas reinhardtii, 3580 nucleotides long. RefSeq lists its product as uncharacterized. Bases 257 to 3391 code for a protein of 1044 amino acids. NCBI's taxonomy places the organism in Eukaryota, Viridiplantae, Chlorophyta, Chlorophyceae, Chlamydomonadales, Chlamydomonadaceae. The transcript has 16 exons. Gene Ontology annotation, biological process: ribosomal large subunit biogenesis. The record is from RefSeq and is a predicted model, not a curated record. Gene Ontology annotation, cellular component: Noc2p-Noc3p complex; Noc1p-Noc2p complex; nucleoplasm.
UACAAACGAGCUGCAAUCUGUGAUUUCCGCACUUCAACUGCAUCGCAUACCGAGUGCAAUUCCGGUCAGUAGGAGGUCUGUGCUCGCUAUCAUUGUGGCUAAGUAGUCGCCAUUGCCAAUUCAAUUAUAUUAGUAACAUCGGCGCCUGCGCCGCCAGUCUCGCCGCCUUGUUUUUUGUGCAAAGGCCGCAAUAAGUUGAGACUGCCAGUUUAAGAGCACAAGUGACAACAUGGGGACAAAUAAAGCAACAAAGAAAAUGGCGAAGAGGGGGCAUUUGAAGAACGCCAUUCAUACGCGACGGAAACACAAGCGGAUUUCAGGCCGCCGAGGGCCGCCGAGCCAAAAGAGCGGCAGGCGUGGGGAAGUCGUCAAAGCUGGAGAUGAGUUUCGCAAGGACAAGGCGGACGCCAAGAAGGGCGCCUUCGACGACAUGGACGCCGAGGAGUUCCUGCAGGGCGGCUUUGAGGAUGAUGAUUUUGAGGACGGCGACGGCGACGUGGCGGGCAGCGGCAGCGAUGACGACAUUGACGACGAGGACCUUGAUGAGCUGGAGGGCGGCUCGGGUGGCGAGGACGAUGAGGAGGACGGCGAUGAGGAUGAUGAUGAGGAGGAUGGCGACUUGGAUGGGGAGGAGGAGGCGGAGGAGGAGCAGGCGGAGGACGAGGAGGCGGAGGAGGAGGAGGAGGCUGCGGCGGCUGCCGCGGGUGAUGCAGUGGCGCAGGACAACAAGCGGCUUCGCGGCGAGAUCUCCAAGCACAAGGCCCAGCUCGAGGCCCUGAAGGAGAAGGACCCCGAGUUCUACAAGUACCUGCAGGAGGCGGAUGCUGAGCUGCUGGGCUUUGGCGACGGGGAGGAGGAGGACGAGGAUGAUGAGGAGGAGGACGAGGAUGAUGAGGAUGAGGACGAGGAGGAGGACGAGGAGGCCGGGGCCAAGAAGAAAGCGAAGAAGGACGCUAAGAAGUCCAAGAAGGCGGCUGAGGAGGACGAGGAGGAGGAGGAUGAGCAGGAGGGCGGCUCGGAGGACGCGGAUGAGCAGCCGGGCACGUCCGGCCGCAUCGACGUGACUUCGGCGCUGGUCGCCAAGUGGUGUGCCGCCGCACUGGGGCAGGCGCCCGAGCCCGGCAAGAAGAAGAAGAACAAGCAGGGCAAGGGCGGUGCCGACGAGGCCGCCGGCGCCCCGGGCGCACCCGCUCUGGGCUCGUUCGGGUACCUAAUCAGGGCGUACCGCCUGGCCUGCCACUACGGCGACCCCUCAGAGGACGCGGAGGAGGGCCGGCUGCGCAUCACCAGCAGCACCGUGUACAACACAGUCAUGCUGUUCAUGCUGCGGGAGGCCGACGGCAUCUUCCGCCGCCUGCUGGGCCUGCCCGCGCACGGCCCCGCUGCCGACCCGCAGCAGCAGCCAAAGCAGCAGCACGGCGGCAAGGGCAAGAAGCAGGCGGACGUGGCCAAGAACCCCCGGUGGCGGAAAGUGGGUCCCCUGGUCAAAUCCUUCUGGGGAAACUCCAUCCACCUGCUGGGCAGCGUGACGGACCCGGCGCUGCUGGCCUUCACGCUGCGGCGGCUGCGCGCCAGCGUGUCCCUGCUCGCGCCCUUCCCGCGCCUGCGCGACCGCUUCGUGCGCGCCUGCCUGGGCGUGUUCGGUGGCGGCGAGGUGGCGCCGCGACUGCAGGCGUUCCUGGCACUGCGCGCGGCGGCGGUGGAGCUGCCUGCGCCGGCGCUGGACAACGUGCUCAAGGGCGUGUACCGCACCUACGUGUCCAACGCCAAGUUUGUGAGCUCCGCCUCCGCGCCGCACAUCGCCUUCAUGUCCACGUGCAUCGUGGAGCUGUGGGGGCUGGACAUGGCGGCCUCCUACCAGCACGCCUUCACCGCUGUGCGGCAGCUGGCGGCGCUGAUGCGCACCGCGCUGAGCUCCAAGUCGGCGGACAGCUACAAGGCCGUGUACUGCUGGCAGACCGUCAACUGCAUGGAGCUGUGGGCCAAGGUCCUGGGCGCCCACAGCGACCGCGCCGAGCUGAAGCCGCUGGUGUACCCGGUGGUGCAGCUGCUGCUGGGGGCGGCGCGGCUGGUGCCCACGCCGCGCUACUUCCCUCUGCGGCUGCGGCUGGCCCGUGCGCUCAACCGCCUGGCCGCCCAGUCGGGUGUGUUCAUACCGGUGGGGCCCCUGGCAGUGGAGGCGCUGGGCUGGGCCGACCUGCGCCGCCCGCCCGGAGGAGGCGGCGGUGGCGGCAAGGGCGGCAAGGGCGCCUCCGCGCUGGGCGCCGACGGCUGCCCCGACCUGAGCCUGCAGCUCAAGCUGGGCAAGGCCCUGCUGCGGUCCAGUGCGGUGCAGGAGGAGGUGGUCACGCAGCUGCUGGAGGUGGUGGCCGACCACCUGGCCUGCUGGGCCUGCUCCAUCGCCUUUCCGGAGCUGGCGCACGUGCCGCUGCUGGCGCUGAGGCGGUUCGCCAAGGCCUGCCCCGUGGAGCGGUUCAGGCGCUCGGCCAAGGCGCUGGUGGAGGCUGUGCAGCGCAACGUGGUGUGGGUGGGCGCGGCACGGGACCGCGUGGACUUCGGGCCCAAGGACACUGCCAAGGUGCAGAACUUCCUGCGUGAUGAGCGCGAGGCCGGCCGUGCGCCGCUGCAGCAGUACGCCGCGGCACUGGCGGCACGUGCGGCGCAGCGGGCGGCUCUGCGCAAGACGGACGAGGUGGGCGGCGGCGGCGACAGCGACAGCGAUGAGGAGGCCGGCGGCCGCGGGGCCAAGGGCAAGAAGCGCGCGCGCGGCGGCGACAGCGAGGACGGAGAUGAGGGGGAGGAGGAGGACGAUGAGGAGGACGACAUGGAGGAGGAUGAGGAGGACGAGGAUGAGGACGAGGAGGAGGCGGCGGGCAAGGGCAAGGGCAAGGCGGCGAAGCGGCCUCGCACUUCGGACAGCGAGGACGGAGACGCCGACGGCCUCGCACUGGGUGACGUCGACGGCGAUGAUGGGGACAUCCUGGCGGACUACGUGCCGUCAGACGACGACUCGGCCGACGACGUCGUGGAGGGCGAGGCGGGCAGCAGCGAGGAGGGAGAGGAGGACGACGAGGACGGGGGCGAGGAGGAGGAGAGCAGCGGGGAUGACGAGCCGCGCGGGGGGCUGAGCGGUAGUGAGGACGGCAUGGAGGAGGAUGACGAGGACGACGAGGAUGAGGGCGGUCGCGGCGGCCGCGGGCGUGGAGGGCGUGGAGGGCGCGGCGGGCGCGGUGGGCGCGAUGGCGGCGGUCGGGGUGGGGGCCGCAGCUACGGCGGUCGCGGGGGCGGAGGCCGGGAUGGCGGCCGCGGCCGCGGGGGCCGGGGCCGGGGCGGUGGCCGGGGCGGGGACCGGGGUGGCCGUGGGCGUGGUGGCCGCGGCGGGCGGCGGUAGAGAGUUGUGUUGCAUUGUGAGAUGGUUUGAUGGCAGCGGGUGGCAAAAGGGGGUGCAUGCGUUGUUGAGGGGAUAAAGAAGGCGUCGGAGAUGCAGUUUGCCCAGUAACAGGGUACGGUACGCCUAGUGGCUGAUAGGCUGAGCAGGCGAGUGACAAUCCGCUGGCGAGGGCUGUAACUUAGACAGGAG